AUGAAAUAUUUAAUUCCACUUUAUUUUAUACUCUUUAUAUCAAUUAUAACUAUUAUUAAUGUAAAUUCGGCAAAAAAAGCACCAAAAAAGCCAACAACAUCAAAUGUUAAAAGUUAUUGGACACCAUUGAAAGUACCAUUAAAUGGAAGUAUGGUAACGAUACUAGGAAAAAAAGGAGUAAUCUAUUACAACAAAGAACAUAACAAUAGCAAAUUUAAAUAUAUAAAUGUUACAGAAGGUGAAACAUGUGGACAAAAAGUUAGAGGAAACAAAAAAAUAAGACUUACAAUUUUGGUUGCUCAAACAUUAAAAAAAAAAAAUAAUAAAAGCAAUGCUUCCUGUAAUCAUCUUCGUGCAGUAUUUAACGUAACAAAAGAAGGUAGAAAAGAUAUAAUAUUAGUAAAGCUACUCAAAACAACAGUAACAGGAAUUUGUGAUAUCAAUGAUAAGGACAAAGAAUUACAAAAAACUACAAAAAAACCUACCAAAAAAUCUACAAAAAGUAAAAGUAGUAAAGGAAAAAAAAAUUAA
Messenger RNA from Strongyloides ratti, 531 nucleotides. RefSeq lists its product as hypothetical. Lineage: Eukaryota; Metazoa; Nematoda; Chromadorea; Rhabditida; Strongyloididae. The transcript has a single exon. Bases 1 to 531 code for a protein of 176 amino acids. The record is from RefSeq and is a predicted model, not a curated record.